AUUUCAGAUAAAAAAAAAUUAUUUUAAAAAAAUUAUAAUUUAUAAAUUUAAUUCUUCUCCGUCGUCUUUCUUAAAUUAAAAAAAUACUAAUUCUUAACCGUCCAAUUUAUUAAAAAACUAUUUAUAUGAGUGCAGAAUAAUUCUAACCCACGUCAAAAACACACAACCAUGGCUAAAGUUUUCUUCAGUUUUGCUGUUUUUGUGUUCCUCUUCAUCCUCAUCAAUGGUAUGAUGUGGAAUGGCAUGACAGGAGUAGAAGCAAUAAGGCAUAAAGAAGAGAAGAAUGACAAAAAGAUGAUGAUGGUGCAAAAGAAGCACAAACACAUAAAUUGUAGCAGUAAUAUAUAUUGUGAUCCAUUUGGCCCAAAAAUAGAUUUGAGAUGUAAAGAUUCACAAGAAUGUCAAGAAAGAUGUAAUCAAUUUGAUGGAGUUUUUUUAUGUUCUGUUCAACACGGUUACUGCAAAUGUCAAACAGACACUUGAUUACUCAUCUACCGUUGACCUUCUUCCUGCUCCCUUCUCUUUAAAUAUUGUACCUAUUACUUAUAUUUAUAUGUAAUUUCAUACUUAUAAAUUUUUUAUAAUGUACGGAUUUUUAUAUUAUUAAAGUGAUAAUGUGUUUGAGUUAACUGAGGUAUAACUUAUAGUAUUAUAUAUCACAUAUUUUAGUGUGAGGCGU
Molecule: messenger RNA, 679 nt
Organism: Amaranthus tricolor (Joseph's coat)
Lineage: Eukaryota; Viridiplantae; Streptophyta; Magnoliopsida; Caryophyllales; Amaranthaceae
Exons: 2
Coding region: 169-483 (104 amino acids)
Source: RefSeq, a predicted model, not a curated record